AUGUUCAAGGCAGUGACCGAAUUCUUCAGGCCAAAGGCCACCAGGACCUUGCACUAUGCUCAUCUCAAGAACAACACACAUCCGACGUGGUACAAGGACUCGGGCCUGCGUAAGAAUGUCUGGCACUGUGUCGGCUUCUACUUCGCUGUCUUCUACCUUGGCUUCGACGCCUCCCUCAUGAACGGUCUCCAAGCGAUCCCCCAAUGGGAAGAAUACUUCAACUAUCCAUCUGGAAACACGCUGGGUCUAAUCUCAGCCAGUCUUUUCCUCCCAGCCAUCGUCACACCCUUCGCAGCAUCGUGGAUCAAUGGACUUUGGGGGAGGAAGUGGUGUUUGGCUGUUGGUUCAGUAUUGUUAAUUCUUGGUGCUUUCCUCAACGCUUUUGCAAAGGACAUUGGAACGUUUAUCGGCGGUAGAGUUAUUAUCGGUGCGGCUGGACCUUUCGGAAAGAUCACUGGCAUUGCACUUCUUCAGGAACUGGCGCAUCCUCGUCUGAGACCAUAUGUUGCGACGGCGUAUUACAGCAACUAUUAUGUUGGCCAGAUAGUCGCUGCGUGGUUUUGCUAUGGCACACUGUUUUGGCCGGAUACGGAGUGGAGAUGGCGAGCACCCUGCCUCUUCCAAGCCUUUGCACCAGCCGUUGUCCUUGUUCACCUUCUUUUUGUACCCGAAAGCCCUCGAUGGCUCAUCGACCACGACCGAUCUGAAGAAGCCCUCAAGGUUCUUGCAGACGAACAUGCCAACGGCGACCUCAACGACGAGUUAGUUCGAUACGAGUUCGAUGAAAUUUGCCAAGCUUUACAGUUGGAGAAAGAGAGCAAUAAUGCUAAGUACAGCGACUUUCUCAAAACACCUGGUAACAGACGGCGACUCCUUGUUCUAGUUACCAUGGGCACGGGCUCCAACUGGGUUGGCAAUGGUAUCAUCGCUUAUUACCUGUCACCAGCCCUCAAGCUCGUUGGCAUCACUUCAUCCAGUGCGAUCGCGGGCAUCAACGGUGGCAUGGCGAUCUGGUCUCUUAUAUGGGCAUAUGCGGGAGCCAUGAGUGCUGAGCGUCUUGGUAGACGCACGCUUUGGAUCACAGGCACAGCUGGCAUGUGCGUCGCUUACACAAUCAUCACUGGUCUUAGCGGUUCCUUUGCUGAGAACCCAUCCCAUGGUGUCGGUAUUGCUGUGGUCCCAAUGAUGUACCUCUUCAAGACCUUUUACUGUAUCAGCUGGUCGCCGUUACCAUUUGCCUACGGCGCUGAGAUCCUUCCGUAUAAUCUGAGAUUGAAGGGCUUGAGUAUUGAACUAAGUGUUCAGAGUGUUGCAUUAGCUUUCAAUCAAUGGGUAAACCCUGUUGCACUUGAGGCAAUUGCGUGGAAAUACUAUAUCGUCUACAUUGCUGUCAUUGCCAUGUAUCUUGUUCUUAUCCUAUUCUUCUUCCCUGAGACAAGAAACAUGACUAUUGAGGAGGUUUCCGUCCUCUUUGACACAGGACGAAAGGGUGAUGCGGCGGCAGCUACUAGCAAGUUUCACAAUAAUCAGUCGAAGAUGGAUGAUAUGCUUGAUGAUGGAGACGAUGCCGAUAAAGAACCUACUGUUUCACGAGUGGAGAGAGCUUAA
Messenger RNA from Fusarium musae, 1608 nucleotides. RefSeq lists its product as uncharacterized. NCBI's taxonomy places the organism in Eukaryota, Fungi, Ascomycota, Sordariomycetes, Hypocreales, Nectriaceae. The transcript is spliced from 3 exons. Gene Ontology annotation, cellular component: membrane. Gene Ontology annotation, molecular function: carbohydrate:proton symporter activity. Gene Ontology annotation, biological process: transmembrane transport; carbohydrate transport. The record is from RefSeq and is a predicted model, not a curated record. Bases 1 to 1608 code for a protein of 535 amino acids.